This is a messenger RNA of Rhincodon typus (whale shark), 896 nucleotides long. RefSeq names its product RNA polymerase II, I and III subunit H (gene polr2h). Gene Ontology annotation, molecular function: DNA-directed RNA polymerase activity. The transcript is spliced from 5 exons. Gene Ontology annotation, biological process: DNA-templated transcription. The record is from RefSeq and is a predicted model, not a curated record. Gene Ontology annotation, cellular component: RNA polymerase II, core complex; RNA polymerase III complex; RNA polymerase I complex. Bases 153 to 605 code for a protein of 150 amino acids. Lineage: Eukaryota; Metazoa; Chordata; Chondrichthyes; Orectolobiformes; Rhincodontidae.
ACACAGAGCUGCUGCCAGUCUGCUGGGAGGCAGGGCAGGUCUGCCAGUAUCCCGGCAUACUCCGAGAAAUUCGUCGUGGCCUGUUUGGCAGUAGUUUGAAAUUCUCUUGCUCGUGUUUGCUAGAAGUUAACAGUAAUUUUGUUUGUACAAGGAUGGCAGGAAUUUUAUUUGAGGAUAUCUUUGAUGUGAAGGAUAUUGACCCGGAAGGUGUAAAGUUUGACAGAGUUUCUCGCUUACACUGUGAAAGCGAAUCCUUUAAAAUGGACCUGAUUCUUGAUGUAAAUAUACAGAUUUACCCUGUUGAACUUGGUGACAAAUUUCGUCUUGUGAUAGCAAGUACUCUUUAUGAAGAUGGAACGCCAGAUGAUGGAGAGUAUAAUCCCACAGAUGACCGGCCAUCGAGGGCUGACCAAUUUGAGUAUGUGAUGUAUGGAAAGGUUUAUAGAAUAGAAGGUGAUGAGAGUUCGACUGAAGCAGCCACCAGACUAUCAGCCUAUGUAUCAUAUGGAGGACUACUGAUGAGGCUUCAAGGUGAUGCAAAUAACUUACAUGGCUUUGAAGUAGAUUCCAGAGUGUACCUGUUAAUGAAGAAACUUGCUUUUUAAGAUAUAUGGACAAUAAUGAUGGCAAUUCCAAUGCUUUAUCAUUUGGAAUCAAGUUUGUUUGUUGCUAUAUAAUCAACAAGCAUUUAUUGCUCUACAUUUCUAGUUUCCCCUGUUUUAAAGGAGAUUAUGUAAGAAAGUACCUAGCAAAGGAAAACCUUACCUCACUAUAUGGAACAAAAGAAUAUUUUAUAAGCUUGCUAUUAAAUGAAGAAGUAUCUAUAGUACAAAAUGGAUGUAAUGGUGAUUGAAUUUUUCAUUGCAAAUAAAAAUGUGCUUGUGUUCAAUGGUAAA